UUGACAGUGUGGGCAAGCCUCCAAAGCACGUUUUUUUUUUAAUCGAGAGGAAGUCGCUGUUGUUCUUUAACUGUACUUUUGCAAUGGAGAGAGAAUGUGCAGAACUGUUGCCCUCUGUCUGCGCAGUUUUAGCAGAUUCCAGGGAAUCCGUGCCAGAUGACACCUGUUUGGAAAAACUGCUGGACUGGUUCAAGGAGCAGACUGGCAAAGUGCCAGGGCUGUCUCUUCUGCAGCAGAAUCCAUGUUUGACAGACUUGAUAAGCUCUGUGCACAAGCUGAGGGAUCUGGAGCCCAGCGUUCUCUCCUUCAUCAGCAGGCUGGCUGGGCUGUUCGCUGCCUCUGAGGACGUUUUCUAUUGCUUAGAGCAUCAGAGCAUCUUGACAGAACUCUUUGAUAACAGGGACUCCUGGCAGGAUGCAACUGUGCGGUGUGGUUGGAUCCAUGGGUUACUGAGCAUGCUUCGGCACUGGCCUGCCAUGAAGUUCAUCUUGAAGCAUGAACGGAUUCAGGUGAUCUUUAAGCUGCAGAGGGACUCCAGCCUCUUUGUUGCUUCUGCAGCCAACCGGCUGUUGGCACACAUACUAACAUUCCCAAAGCUUCAAGAAGCCUCACCUGGCUCUGUGUAUUGUGAAUGGACAGAGUGCGUCAAGGAGAUUGCUGGACAUGUAGAAGACUCAUUGGAGUCUGGCAUUCCGCAGCAUGUCCAGCAGUCCUUAAAGCUUGUGACUCUGGCUUUGGGAAACUGCCAGCCAGUGGUCAUGGAAAUGCUGUGGCAAAAGGUAGGCGGGCAUGUGGAAUCAUUGCUGGAGAAGGAUCCGAGCAACAUGGCACAGAGAUUGCUGGAACUGCUACUCGUCGCAUCUAGGACCCCGCUGUUUAGCAGCGCAGACUCCCAGGUAGUUACUGUGAUGAGUCUCAUGCUGUGUUCUCUGACUCCAACACUUGCUAUUCCGUUGGCUUCUGGAAUUUUGAAACUUGAGAACUGUCCAGAAAGCUUAAGAAUCAAGGCUCUAAGAGUGGUCCUUCACCCAAUGGAUUGUAUACUAAAAGUCACUGACCAGCAGCCUCAAAAUGCAGGCUUGCUGGAUGAAUUUGUUUGUAAGGAGUCCUUUAUUGAAGAUCAGCUGUCUAGAAAAACAUCAUGUAUCUCUCUCCUGUGUCUCUCACUUUCUCAUGCAGGGGAGCUAGCAGAUGUGCCCUCUGCCUCUGUGGAGCUCUCAUCCGGAUCGUUGCUCAGCUCGGUUGUGGCAGUGUUGCAGUUGUGCAUCGGUAUUGCAGUUCCCACAACCCCUGCCUGUAUCUGCCGACAUCUGAUUGGUUGUGUCAGGGUGCAGAGGUUUGCAGUGGACACGCUCGGGAGUCUUUCCAAGCAGGCAGGAAGCACUGAUUUUGUUGAGCAGGUAUUCAACAUUCUUCUAGAAUACCUCAUAAACCCAGACACAGAGUCUUCUGUUCUAAAGAAAGUCAUGCAAGCUAUCUUGCAAUGGUUUUCCCGCCAUUCUGAUCUACCAGUAGUGUGGCAUUCUCUAAGCCAAGAUCUGUUUCCUGUCCUGAAGAAACGCCUCUGUGAUGUGAGAUGGGAAGUCAGGGACUCUGCCCUUGAGUUUCUAACACAGCUUACUUUAAAUUUCCAAGGGAAAACAGAGUUUCCACCAAUCCUGUUGAGUUCUGGGAUUCUGAAACUCCUUCUGGAUUUGCUGUCAGACUCUGAGAGUUAUGUUCGGGCAAGUGCUGUUACUGCCCUGGGACAGACUGCCUAUAUUACAAACAAUAAUGAAGAGACUCUCAACUCUGAGAGUGGCACAAGUGUGCAGGAGGACAUUGCCUCACGGUUAGUUGACAUUUUAGCCCAGGACACAGAGGGGUUCCCACGGAGGGCUGUGGUCAAGGUGUUUGCAGACUGGCUAAAGCAGCACUCCCGUCUGACAAUACAGAAUUUUGAAGAGUCUGCAGCCAGUGUGCUGAAGUACGGGAGCAAUGACUUAGACUGGGAAGUAAAAAUCCACAGCUUGGAGAUGGCUGAAGUUUGUAUCAAUCAAACACUAUCAAAAUCUAGUUUAUCAUCUUGCCCUUAUGCAGUUAUUCAAUCGGAAAACUCCAAAAACGAAAAACUUACAGAAUCCCUUCAGAAGCUGUGCAGCCUUAAAAUAUUUGAAGUUCUGCUCGCUGGACUGUAUGACUGUGACCGGCCUGUUGCGCAGAAGGCAUGCACAAUUCUAAUCUCCUUGAAGCAGGUCGUUUUGGAAGACAGGGAGGCCCUAGAUCUUAAAGGACUCACAUGGGCUCCAGAUAUUUUAAGUAAAUGCUUUUCAAAACACAGUAAAAUGGCAGUCUGUGGAGAAACCAAUCCAAGUUUACAAGCAGGGGGCAAUCUUGUUGAGAUUUUGUCUAUUCUGGAUUUGGAGACAAUGCAACAAACCUUAGAGAGGAGCAGUGACUACAUAGAAAACAGUCCUCGCUCCCUCCUGCAAGAUAUUCUGGCUGCAACUGAAACCACAGAGGACAACGCUAUAGACUGCUAUUAAACUUCAUUUAAUUAAUUCCAUGGAACUAAGAAAAACUGUUUUGCAGUAUAUGUUAUUAAAAUGAAAAUAAACACAUGAAUGUAAAUAGUGCCA
Molecule: messenger RNA, 2618 nt
Organism: Polyodon spathula (Mississippi paddlefish)
Lineage: Eukaryota; Metazoa; Chordata; Actinopteri; Acipenseriformes; Polyodontidae
Gene: brat1
Product: BRCA1-associated ATM activator 1
Exons: 14
Coding region: 84-2525 (813 amino acids)
Biological process (GO): positive regulation of protein phosphorylation; cell population proliferation; DNA damage response
Cellular component (GO): nucleus
Source: RefSeq, a predicted model, not a curated record